AAGGAGUAAUAAAUACCCUGUGCUGUAAGUCGUCACAAAGCCCUUUUCUGUUGGGUGGGAAUUCCUCUUGAAAACCACGUUUCAUCAACAGCGACUGUAAAGACUACAUGAAUCAUUCGGCACCAUUGUAGAUCAACAAAAGAAGAGCUAGAAAGAGAGAGGAUCAUUCAGCCCCCAUUCCUCUUUCUUCUUCUCAAAAACCCACCAAAACUUCCAAACUCUUCACACCCAAAUUCUCCAAUUCUACCAGAUCAGAGCUGUAGAUUGAUCUCCCCACAAUAAUAUGCUAUCGAACCAUCUUCAGAACGGUGUGGAGACCGCCAAGCUAAUUUGGUCUCGGUUGCCCAACGCGGAAGAUGUUAGUGACGCCGAGCCUGAUGAAGAUGGGGUUUUGAGAAACGAUGGAUUUGGUGGUGUUGAAAGUCUUGAUUAUGAAGUCAUUGAGAACUACGCCUAUCGGCAAGAACAGGCGCGAAGAGGAAAGCUUUAUGUUUGGUACUACGUGGGAGUUAAAUGGUUCUUUGCUCUGCUGAUUGGCAUAGGCACUGGCUUAGCUGCUGUUCUCAUCAAUAUCUCUGUUGAGAAUUUUGCUGGAUGGAAGUACUCGUUGACUUUUAGGAUAAUACAGAGUUCAUAUGUGGCUGGAUUUAUUGUAUAUACCGUGAUCAACUUGGCUUUAGUCUUUUCAUCCGUUUUUAUCAUUACACAAUUUGCCCCAGCAGCAGCAGGAUCUGGUAUACCUGAAAUCAAGGGUUAUUUGAAUGGGAUUGAUACUCGUGGUAUCCUUCUCUUUAGAACGUUGAUAGGAAAGAUAUCUGGAAGCAUCGGAUCUGUGGGUGGUGGACUGGCACUUGGUAAAGAAGGGCCUCUAGUUCAUACUGGUGCUUGUAUUGCUUCCUUACUUGGACAGGGUGGAUCAACAAAAUAUCAUCUGAGUACUAGGUGGCUACAGGUCUUUAAGAGCGAUCGUGAUCGGCGUGAUCUUGUAACAUGUGGAUGUGCAGCUGGUGUGGCUGCUGCUUUCAGAGCUCCAGUUGGCGGUGUAUUAUUUGCUCUAGAGGAAGUUACAUCUUGGUGGAGGAGUCAGCUUAUGUGGCGUGUUUUCUUCACUUCUGCAGUUGUGGCUGUUGUAGUGCGUACUGCGAUGGGCUGGUGUAAGAGUGGGAAGUGUGGGCAUUUCGGUUCUGGAGGUUUCAUAAUAUGGGAUGUCUCAGAUGGUCAAGAGGAUUACUCAUUUGAGGAGUUAUUGCCGAUGGCUAUUAUUGGUGUUAUAGGUGGCCUUCUUGGAGCGUUAUUUAACCAGCUGACACUUUAUAUAACAUAUUGGCGUCGAAAUUAUCUACACAAGAAAGGAAACCGAGUCAAAAUAAUUGAAGCAUGUCUUAUCUCCGUGAUAACCUCAGUAAUCUCAUUUGGAUUGCCUCUUUUUAGAAAAUGUAGUGCAUGCCCCGACUCGGAUGUUACUAGUGAAUGUCCUCGUCCACCAGGAAUGUACGGGAAUUACGUAAAUUUUUAUUGUACCAAGGACAAUGAAUACAACGACCUUGCAACCAUCUUCUUUAAUACUCAGGAUGACGCCAUAAGAAAUCUGUUCAGUGCGAAGACCAUUCAUGAGUACAGCGCCCAGAGCCUGCUGACUUUUUUGGCUAUGUUCUAUAGCUUAGCCGUGGUGACAUUUGGUACUGCUGUUCCAGCUGGACAAUUUGUUCCUGGCAUAAUGAUUGGAUCGACGUAUGGGCGCCUUGUUGGCAUGUUUGUUGUUAGGCUAUACAAAAAGCUGAACAUUGAAGAAGGAACGUAUGCUUUACUUGGAGCUGCUUCCUUCCUAGGAGGUUCAAUGCGAAUGACAGUCUCACUCUGUGUUAUUAUGGUAGAAAUUACAAAUAACUUAAAGCUCUUACCUCUUAUCAUGCUUGUUCUCCUCAUUUCAAAGGCUGUCGGUGAUGCUUUCAACGAAGGUUUAUAUGAAGAACAGGCUAGAUUAAGGGGUAUUCCUUUACUUGAAUCCAGACCUAAAAACCUGAUGAGAAAAAUGACAGCAAAAGAAGCCUGUGGGAAUCAAAAGGUUUCUUACUUCACUCGUGUGGUGAAAGUUGCUGAUGUAGCCAAUAUCCUAAGGACAAACAGUCACAACGGCUUCCCUGUUGUGGAUCACACACGAACUGGAGAAACAAUGGUCAUUGGUCUUAUUUUGCGCAGUCACCUAUUGGUACUUCUACAAUCCAAGGCAGAUUUUCAGCAUAGCCCUCUUGCAGUUGAUAUGAGAAGCCAAUCUAUACCAAUCAGGCACAGUCUUAGUGACUUUGUGAAGCCUGUUUCUAGUAAAGGAUUAUCAAUAAAUGAUAUCCAUCUAAGUCCUGAUGAUCUGGAAAUGUACAUUGAUCUAGCCCCGUUUGUGAAUCCAUCACCGUAUGUUGUCCCUGAAGAUAUGUCUUUAACGAAGGUUUAUAAUCUGUUUCGUCAAUUAGGAUUGAGGCAUAUAUUUGUAGUUCCUCGUGCUUCUCGUGUGAUUGGCAUGAUCACCAGAAAGGACUUGUUAUUUGAGGACAAUGAGGAUUCAGGUCCUGUAGAGCUCCAGUCAACUAGUGUAAGGGGUCGGCAACAAGGAGGUAGUACAAGGAAUCCAGAGGUUGAGCAUCCGCUACUUAAUGGUCUUCUGGAGUAACGCUUAUGAUUUUGCAUCUAACCACCCCCGCGAUUCUUUUUGGUAAAUGGUAAUCAUAUUUUGUAGGAAUUGUGUAUAUAGUUGUAUGAACCAAAUAUACAACCAUUGGUGUAUCACUUGUGACCAUAUAAAGAUUAGUUAGGAAGGCAGGAGACAUUUCCACUCUUGGCAUUAGUUUGUGGCUGCAUUUACAAUAUUAAAAAAACACUAUAUGGUAUGUUUUUGAUACAUGAGGAAUGAAGACAUCGGUUCUGUUACCU
This is a messenger RNA of Cynara cardunculus var. scolymus (artichoke), 2925 nucleotides long. Its product is annotated as chloride channel protein CLC-d. Gene Ontology annotation, biological process: transmembrane transport; chloride transport. The record is from RefSeq and is a predicted model, not a curated record. The transcript has 23 exons. Lineage: Eukaryota; Viridiplantae; Streptophyta; Magnoliopsida; Asterales; Asteraceae. Gene Ontology annotation, cellular component: intracellular membrane-bounded organelle; membrane. The coding region runs from base 284 to 2665 and encodes 793 amino acids. Gene Ontology annotation, molecular function: voltage-gated chloride channel activity.